Messenger RNA from Medicago truncatula (barrel medic), 1582 nucleotides. RefSeq names its product ADP,ATP carrier protein ER-ANT1. The transcript is spliced from 3 exons. Bases 249 to 1202 code for a protein of 317 amino acids. Gene Ontology annotation, biological process: mitochondrial ADP transmembrane transport; mitochondrial ATP transmembrane transport. Gene Ontology annotation, molecular function: ATP:ADP antiporter activity. The record is from RefSeq and is a predicted model, not a curated record. Lineage: Eukaryota; Viridiplantae; Streptophyta; Magnoliopsida; Fabales; Fabaceae. Gene Ontology annotation, cellular component: mitochondrial inner membrane.
AAUAUAAUAAAUAAAUAAAUGUAAAUGAGGUGCUACUGCUAGUGUAUACACGAGGAUUACGAAACAGAUUGAUUGUUUAUUCAUGAACACAAAGAUUCCUCCGACGAUACAUUGAACGAGUGACGCACGCAGCGUUAAAAAUAAAAAUAAAAUCGCGGUCUUGAUUUUGUUGGAAGAGAAGGGGAAGCAUGUUGCAAUCCAAGUAAUAAAUUCAUUCGAUUCAGGAUUAGUGGGAGGGAAGAAGAGAUAUGGUUAAAUCAUCAGAAUCAGAAUCAGAAUCAGAAUCAUUUUCAAAGGAUUUUGUAAUGGCAGGAGCAGCAGCAAUCAUAUCUAAAACUGCAGUGGCACCAAUUGAGAGAGUGAAGCUUUUAUUACAAAACCAAAGCGAAAUGAUUAAAAGAGGAAAUCUCAAAACACCAUACCUUGGUUUGUCUAAUACCUUUAAUAGAGUCUUUGCUCAAGAGGGUCUCCUUGCCUUUUGGAGAGGUCACCAGGCCAAUGUUAUUAGAUAUUUUCCCACGCAGGCUUUCAAUUUUGCAUUCAAAGGUUACUUCAAAACCGUCUUUGGAUUUUCCAGAGACAAAGACGGCUACAUCAAGUGGUUUGCUGGCAAUGUGGCUUCAGGCAGUGCUGCCGGUGCUACUACCUCAAUACUUUUGUAUCAUUUGGACUUUGCACGUACAAGAUUGGCCACUGAUUCACUUGAGUGCCGUGCCACUGGUCACCGUCAGUUUAAAGGACUCAUUCAUGUAUAUCGUAAAACAAUAUCAACUGAUGGUUUUGCUGGCUUGUACAGGGGUUUCGGUGUUUCAAUAUUUGGAAUCACCAUGUAUCGAGGAAUGUACUUUGGGAUAUAUGACACCAUGAAGCCUAUUCUUUUAGUUGGCCCUUUUGAGGGGAACUUCUUUGCUAGUUUCUUUUUAGGUUGGAGCAUCACAACUGUAUCUGGUGUCUGUGCAUAUCCUUUUGACACAUUACGCCGGCGUAUGAUGCUAACUUCCGGACACCAAAACAAAUAUUAUAAUUCAAUGCAUGCAUUCCGUGAGAUUGUUGGACAAGAGGGUUUCUUAGCUCUAUUUCGAGGAGUCACUGCAAACAUGCUUCUAGGGAUGGCGGGAGCUGGGGUGCUUGCUGGGUACGAUCAGCUAAACCGUAUCUCAUCUAGACACAGUAACUGUAAUGAAACGAACCAAAGAUUAUGAAAUAAAUGACUGAAUCAUGGUGGAAUUUUCAAGGGAGAAAUACAUUUUUGGACCUAAAAAUCAUAUUUAUCUUUGAGAAAUUAGAAUGGGUAUUAUGGCUCUUCAUUUCAAAAGUUUGGUUGAAAGGAGCACAUACACCAAACAAAUGUAUGGAUAUGAUACCAGCCAAAGGUAUUUGUUCUAGUCAGAGUUUUGAAUAGGUCCUUAGAUUUCAUUCUCCCUUUUGUUAAUAGCAAAUUCUUUAGUGCCUUAUUGAUACACAACUAAGGACAAUUGAAAAGGUAUUUAAGACUGUAAAUGCAGUUAACUUGUCUGUUCUGGUGAAUGCUGUUCAUACGAGGUUUUUAUUUAAUUUACAAUAUCACGGCCAAAUUUUUAUA